AUGGCAGCUUACAACUCUCCAUAUGAAGCUAAUUCCACUUCUUACAGAACCACAGCUGUGGUCAUCGCCACGCUUCAGGCAUUUGCUGGCCUGUGGAUAAACGCUUUCAUUGUUUCUGUGCUUUGUAUUGCUUGGGUCAAAAAGAGAAGCUUUAACUCCUUUGAGAAGAUCUUGCUGUUUCUGGGAUGCUCCAGGUUUUGGUAUUUGUGCUUCACACUGGUAUCUAUUGUUAUUUCAAAAACAUGUUCCUGGUGUUUUUUUGUUCAACCCAUACCCCAACUCCUUGCAGCUAUUCAAAGCUUUUCUGUUUCCUCCAACUUGCUAGUUUCUGCUUGUCUUUGUGGUUUCUAUUGUAUAAAAAUUGCAAAUUUCAGGCACACCUUCUUCACCUACAUGAAAGUAAAAAUUGACAGGAUUGUGCCAUGGCUGAUGUUGGGGUCAGUGCUUUUAUCCUUGGUCUUCAGUUUCCUUGCCUACGACAUCAGUGAGAAAGAACUCAAUAACUGCUUCAAUUCCACCACACAAGUUUCAUGGAAAUUGAGUGUAAGAAUGGACGAAAAACUUUUGGCUAUGUUUGUCACUUUUGGCUUCGUAUUUUCCGCUGCUUUCAUGGUAGUAAUUUUUUCUGCCCUUCUCCUCCUCUUUUCUCUCUGGCGACACAAAAGCAACAUGCAGACAAAUUCUGCGAAGAACCUCAGUGUGGAUGUUCACAUUAAAGCCAUGAAAUCUAUUCUCUUCUUCCUCUUCAUUUACAGCAUUGACUUUACAUGUUUCGUCUUGAAUAUGAUUAAUGUCACCAAGGAACAUGAUCCUCUGACAUUUAUUAUUUUAGUCUUUCAGUAUAUUUUUCCAACUGUUCAUUCCCUUAUUCUGGUUUUGAGCAAUCCCAAACUGGAAAAGACACUGCUAAAGACUCUGUCCUGUGUGAAGUGCAAGGUGUGCAUGGAGCAUGGAGCCCAUUAA
This is a messenger RNA of Apaloderma vittatum (bar-tailed trogon), 963 nucleotides long. Its product is annotated as taste receptor type 2 member 9-like. Gene Ontology annotation, cellular component: membrane. Gene Ontology annotation, biological process: detection of chemical stimulus involved in sensory perception of bitter taste; sensory perception of taste; G protein-coupled receptor signaling pathway. Gene Ontology annotation, molecular function: G protein-coupled receptor activity; bitter taste receptor activity. Bases 1 to 963 code for a protein of 320 amino acids. The transcript has a single exon. NCBI's taxonomy places the organism in Eukaryota, Metazoa, Chordata, Aves, Trogoniformes, Trogonidae. The record is from RefSeq and is a predicted model, not a curated record.